This is a messenger RNA of Dendronephthya gigantea, 778 nucleotides long. Its product is annotated as actin-related protein 2/3 complex subunit 4. Gene Ontology annotation, biological process: actin filament polymerization; Arp2/3 complex-mediated actin nucleation. The transcript has a single exon. Gene Ontology annotation, cellular component: actin cytoskeleton; Arp2/3 protein complex. Lineage: Eukaryota; Metazoa; Cnidaria; Anthozoa; Malacalcyonacea; Nephtheidae. Bases 98 to 604 code for a protein of 168 amino acids. Gene Ontology annotation, molecular function: actin filament binding. The record is from RefSeq and is a predicted model, not a curated record.
GAAUUGUAGGGAGUUGCACAGCCGGAAGAGAAGCAAGAGUGGAAAGUCAGGAGAUAUUACCAAAAUAUAGAUAAACGUUUGACUAAUUCUCUUCCUGAUGUCCGCGACACUAAAGCCAUACCUAAAUGCCGUUAGGUCGACCCUAACGGCCGCCAUGUGUUUGCAAAGUUUCAAUUCGCAAGUCGUAGAGAGGCACAACAAACCCGAAGUCGAAGUGCGAAGCAGUAAAGAGUUGUUAACGACACCGUUGGUUGUGAGCCGAAACGAGAAAGAAAAGGUCCUUAUCGAGGGAUCGAUUAACUCGAUUCGUGUAAGCAUUGCCGUGAAGCAAGCUGAUGAAAUUGAGAAGAUCUUAUGCAAGAAAUUCAUGCGAUUCAUGAUGCAACGUGCAGAGCAUUUCUUCAUUUUGCGACGGAAGCCAGUUGAGGGUUACGACAUUAGCUUUCUUAUAACCAAUUUCCACACGGAGCAAAUGUACAAGCACAAGCUCGUCGACUUCGUUAUCCAAUUCAUGGAAGACAUCGACAAGGAAAUUAGCGAAAUGAAACUUGCAGUGAACUCAAGGGCGCGUAUAUGUGCCGAGGAAUUUUUGAAAAACUUCUAAAUUUUGUGAACAUGACCGAAAUUUUUCGAUGCAGACGCAGUUUUGUAGAUUAUAUUUGCUGAAGAACAAUAUAUUUUGUAAAACAAUUACUUUGUCGCAAACAAUGUAAUUAUCAUGUUAUUAAUUAAUUCACGUGUAUUAAAGAAAGGUUAAUAUUUUCAUUUUCAACUUCAA